Helobdella robusta is the source of this 423-nucleotide messenger RNA. RefSeq lists its product as hypothetical. Lineage: Eukaryota; Metazoa; Annelida; Clitellata; Rhynchobdellida; Glossiphoniidae. The transcript has a single exon. The coding region runs from base 1 to 423 and encodes 140 amino acids. The record is from RefSeq and is a predicted model, not a curated record.
AUGGAAGAAUUCGAUCUAUCGUUUUCUGACACAGAAAUGGAGGAGCCAGUGAAACCUCACCCUUCCUAUCCAGUUCAGCAUAUUCAAAAACCCACACCAAGACCUGACUUUCUAUAUCCACAGCAAUACAAUCAACAUGAUAAAACUAACCAAGUUUUUAUGGAGUUUCCUAGCAAGUCUUUCAUGAAGAAUGAAAUUAAGAAACAAUUCUCACCAACAAAAUCCUCUACAAAACCAAAUUUACCAAGUGGUUUGGGAAGUUUUUCCAACUACUACCAGUUCAUGAGUGAAACGAUCGAUGAACAAGGUCCAUACCGAAUGAUGGUCUUUAAUGACUUCAUGACGGCCAACCUCAACACCACUGCCCAUGGAAUUCCUAAUUAUGCUCGCGCAAAUGGUAUUUAUCACUUCGUUCUUAAAUAA